Apis florea (little honeybee) is the source of this 2767-nucleotide messenger RNA. RefSeq names its product position-specific antigen beta subunit myospheroid (gene mys). Gene Ontology annotation, biological process: integrin-mediated signaling pathway; cell migration; cell-cell adhesion. Gene Ontology annotation, molecular function: integrin binding. Gene Ontology annotation, cellular component: cell surface; integrin complex; focal adhesion. Lineage: Eukaryota; Metazoa; Arthropoda; Insecta; Hymenoptera; Apidae. The record is from RefSeq and is a predicted model, not a curated record.
AUUUAUUCAUUUCAGUUCCAUAGUUGCAUAUCUACUUAUUAUUAUUCUAUGCUGUAUAUAUAAUCAGAAUCAAACUUAGUCACAAACCAAGACUUCUAAGUCUGAGACUAUCGCAAUCUUGUAUAGGCAGUUUGUGGAGUGCGUGCAUUUGAUGGGUUACCUUUUAUGGCGAUUUGGAUAACAAGAAAACAUUGAUCAAAACGUGUGAUGUUUUAAUAUCGAAUUGAAGAAAAAAUAUUUAAUGAAAAAAAUGUUUGACAGUUCAAGAUGGAUUAUAUCAGUAAUAAUUAUUACUUCAGUAAAUGCAAAUUAUUUACCUCCAGAAAGACUGACUGGGAUGAAUCCUUGCAUUAGUAAACAAACAUGUCAUGAAUGUAUACAAACACCACAUUGUGCCUGGUGUGCUGCACCAAAAUUUUCUGAAAAACGAUGUUUUUUACCUAAUAUCAAUACCAAAAUAUUUGCAACAUGUCCAGCCGAAUAUACAUGGAAUCCAGAUAAUGUUUUUAGUAUGAUAAGACACAGAAAUUUAACAAAAGGUGGUUAUGCAAGUGGUGCUAACAGUUAUGAAUAUUCAUAUAUAAAUUCUAGCAUAUAUGGUUCACAAUCCUAUAAAGAAACUACUAGCAGUAGUAAUAAUAGUAAUAGUGGUAACAAAAGACAAGAAGCUAUACAAAUUUGGCCACAAGAAGUUAAUUUAAAACUUAGAAUAAAUGAAGCUCAUAGAAUGACAUUUGCCUAUUCACAAGCUGAAGAUUAUCCUGUUGAUUUAUAUUAUCUUAUGGAUUUGAGUAAAUCAAUGGAAGAUGAUAAAAAAAAAUUAUCAGACUUAGGUCAACUUUUAGUAGAAAGCAUGAGUAAAAUUACAAGUAAUUUUCGUUUAGGUUUUGGCAGUUUUGUUGAUAAAGUUGUAAUGCCUUAUGUUAGUACAAUGCCUAAAUCAUUAAAAGAACCAUGCGAUGGAUGUGCAGCACCAUAUGGUUAUAAAAAUAUUAUGACAUUAUCUCAAGAUACUAGUCAUUUUGCAAGUUUGGUACGAAAUGCUUCAGUAUCUGGCAAUUUAGAUGCACCAGAAGGAGGAUUUGAUGCAAUAAUGCAAGCUAUAGUUUGUAGACGACAAAUUGGUUGGCGUGAAAAAGCUCGUAGACUUUUAGUAUUUUCAACAGAUGCUGGUUUUCAUUAUGCAGGAGAUGGUAAAUUAGGUGGAAUUGUGAAACCAAAUGAUGGAGAAUGUCAUUUGGAUAAUAGUGGACUUUAUACACAUUCAUCUUUGCAAGAUUAUCCAAGUAUUUCUCAGAUUAAUUUAAAAGUUAAACAAAAUGCUAUUAAUAUUAUAUGGGCUGUUACGGAAGAACAAAUAAAUGUAUAUAAAAGAUUAACUAAACAUGUAGAAGGAUCAUUUGCUGGUAAAUUGUCAGAUGAUUCAAGCAAUGUUGUAGAAUUAAUUCGUGAACAAUAUGAUGCAAUUUCAAGUUCAGUUGAAAUGAAAGAUACAGCUAGUAGUGCUGUAAAAGUAAAAUAUUUCUCAAAAUGUUUGGGUACAGGGCCACUUAUUGAAACUUCAAAAUGUGAUGGAUUAAAAGUAGGAACAAAAGUAGAAUUUACAGCAGAAAUUGAAGUCACAAGUUGUCCAGAAAAUAGAUCAGAAUGGAAACAAAAGUUUGAUAUCUAUCCAGUAGGAAUCAAUGAAACACUGACACUAAAUUUAGAAAUGUUAUGUGAUUGUGAAUGCGAACGUGAAGGUACUAUGUUUGAACCAAAAUCACCAGAAUGCAAUGGUGUAGGAACUUUAAAAUGUGGUAUUUGUGAAUGUUAUGAUGGAUUUUUUGGAAAACGUUGUGAAUGCAGUCCUCAUCAAGAAAUGACAGGAUUAGAUAAACAUUUCCAAUCUUGUAGACCUGAUAAUACUUCUCUUAUAGAUUGUUCAGGAAGAGGAACUUGUGCUUGUGGUCAGUGUGAAUGUGAAGAAAGAGAAAAUCCCGAAGAAAUAAUAUCAGGUCAUUUUUGUGAAUGUGAUAAUUUCUCCUGUGAUCGAGACCAAGGUCAUUUGUGCUCAAAUCAUGGAACAUGUGAAUGUGGACAAUGUGUUUGCAAUGCAGGAUGGACUGGUCCAUCUUGUAAUUGUAGAUCUUCAAAUGAAACUUGUAUUGCACCAGGAACUACCAAUGGAGUAUUAUGUUCAGGACAUGGUGAUUGUAUUUGUGGUGAAUGUAUUUGUCACGAAGAAGGAAGCACUAGGUAUUCUGGUAAACAUUGUAAUAAAUGUCCAACUUGUCCAAGUCGUUGUGAAGAAUUAAAAAAUUGUGUACUGUGCCAAAUGUAUGGUAGUGGUAAUUUUAGUGAUAAAGAGGAAUGUAUAAAAAAUUGCAAGGAAUUCGUUCCUGAACCAGUUGAUACAGUUAUACCAGAUGUUGAUAAAGAUGAAGUUCUAUGUUUUGGUAUAGAUGAAGAUGACUGCAAAUAUUUUUGUUAUUAUUACAAUGAAACUAAUUGUUUAAAAGUCCGAGCUCAAAGAAGGGAAUGUCCACCACAAGUUUAUAUGCUCGGUAUAGUACUAGGUGUAAUAGCAGCUAUUGUUUUAAUUGGUCUUGCAUUGUUACUUUUAUGGAAAUUAUUAACAACUAUACAUGAUAGAAGAGAAUUUGCAAAAUUUGAAAAAGAAAGAAUGAUGGCUAAAUGGGAUACGGGAGAAAAUCCAAUUUACAAACAAGCAACAUCAACAUUUAAAAAUCCAACAUAUGCUGGAAAAUAAAAAUCAUAAAAAUAA